Molecule: messenger RNA, 1151 nt
Organism: Oncorhynchus masou masou (cherry salmon)
Lineage: Eukaryota; Metazoa; Chordata; Actinopteri; Salmoniformes; Salmonidae
Gene: nudt7
Product: nudix (nucleoside diphosphate linked moiety X)-type motif 7
Exons: 3
Coding region: 272-937 (221 amino acids)
Biological process (GO): coenzyme A catabolic process
Molecular function (GO): coenzyme A diphosphatase activity
Source: RefSeq, a predicted model, not a curated record
CUUCCGCAAUCCGCAUGCAAACACUGUGGCCUAAUGUCAAGUGGAAGCAUUGUAGCAACAACGAUCGUUUUGCACAGCAGGUGCCUGUCCGAAGAAAAUAUUUAAUAUUGGGAUAGUAGUGACAGGGCGGCAGCAGGAUUAUAGCAUUCUGAAGCUUUUCUCCUGUACAGCAAUAACACACUCAAGCUAUAUUUUAUAACAAAAACAAGGUAGGCUAUUGGUAUGUUUCACUGUGAGGUCUUUGCCUCUGGCUACAUUGUUGACCUUCAGGAUGGACCUAAAAGAAAAGACAGCUGCCAUAUUGAAGCAAUAUGAAGUCGGGAGCAGAUUCUCGUACUUGCCGGUCUUGCCCAAAGCCUCGGUGUUGAUACCGCUAUUUGUGAGGGACGGAGAGGUCCACAUGCUGAUGACUCUACGCUCCCAAGAGCUGAGGACCAACGCAGGCGAGGUGUGUUUCCCAGGUGGGAAGAGGGACCCGAGGGACAGGGAUGACGUGGACACGGCUCUGAGAGAGGCAGAGGAGGAGAUAGGCCUUCCUCCUGACCAGGUGGAUGUGGUCUGCACACUCUUCCCCAUUAUGAACAAGAGUGGUUUGUUGGUGACUCCAGUGGUGGGGUUCAUUGAGGCCUCAUUCUCUCCUCGCCCAAACCCAGCCGAGGUCAGCGCUGUGUUCACUGUCCCUCUGGAGUUCUUCACUAGAGAGAUAGACCACUCAUCCUUCAGCGCGACUGGAAUUGCUGGCUUGCUCCACAGUUUCCAGUUUCCGGACCCUGAAUCAGGCAUCCACUAUCAGAUAUGGGGCCUGACUGCCAUUUUGGCUAUACUGGUCUCUGUCCUAGCCCUCAGAAAAAAGCCUGAGUUUGAGACUGGUUUUGAUUCUGAUGACCCGGUAUCUUUCUUCCAACACAAUCUGAACAAGAGGAUCAGUAAACUAUGACAUAUAUCAAUGUUAAAAAAAAUAAAUGAUUUUUAACCAGAUAAAUAUCUCCAUUGCAUUAUAUAAUUUUCCCUAAAAUGUAAUUGUUCUGCCAACUGUAAAUGUGGAAUCAUGUGCAAUACCUACAUUCUUUACAAAAUGUAUUUUUAUUUUUACUUUGAAUGUAAUUUGUGAAUAUUGUAUAUUGAUGACAAUAAAAAAGUAUGCUAUUACA